This is a messenger RNA of Apodemus sylvaticus (European woodmouse), 5512 nucleotides long. It is a transcript of the gene Sez6l, whose product is annotated as seizure related 6 homolog like. The record is from RefSeq and is a predicted model, not a curated record. NCBI's taxonomy places the organism in Eukaryota, Metazoa, Chordata, Mammalia, Rodentia, Muridae. Gene Ontology annotation, cellular component: neuronal cell body; endoplasmic reticulum. Gene Ontology annotation, biological process: synapse maturation. The coding region runs from base 6 to 2783 and encodes 925 amino acids. The transcript is spliced from 16 exons.
GAGACAUGCACCCUUCCACUGCCUACCUCCUGCCCUCUGCCUCGCUAGAGAGCAGCCUGGAAGAGGGGGUGACAUCAGCAGCCCCAGGUCCCCUGCCAUCCCAAGAAGCACUGGAAGCACUGGAAGGGUCCUUGACCCCUGCGCUCCCCGACGAGGUCAGAGUCCAGCACACCCCGCCCCUCAGGAAGGGUCUGCCGUCCCUGAAGCAACUCAACUCGGCCCGGAGGCAGCUGAAGCCCCUGGCUACCCCGACCACUGUGCAGAGACUGGAGUCCCCUGCCUCGGCUACCACAAAGCCGCGUGAGCCUGGAAACCCUGAGCAGCCCACUGCGCCUGCGCCACUGCAGAUAGCUCCCUUUACCGCACUGGCAACCACGCUCCCGCACAGCCCGCAGCCCGCGCAGGCCCCCGAUGACAGCAGCCCUAGCAGCCCGCUGGACAAGGGUGAUAAUGACCUGACCGGGUCCGCCUCCGAGGAGAGCCAAGAAACCACUACGUCCACCAUCAUCACUACCACCAUCAUCACCACGGAGCAGGCCCCAGCCCUCUGCGGUGUGAGCUUCUCCGACCCGGAAGGAUACAUUGACUCAAGCGAUUUCCCGCCUCAGCCCUUCAGCAGCUUCCUGGAAUGCACUUACAACGUGACAGUCUACACUGGCUACGGGGUAGAACUGCAGGUGAAGAGUGUCAACCUCUCUGAGGGAGAGCUGCUCUCCAUCCGAGGAGUGGACGGUCCCACUCUGACAGUCCUGGCCAACCAGAGUCUCCUGGUGGAGGGCCAGGUGAUCCGCAGCCCCACCAACACCAUCUCUGUCUACUUCCGGACCUUCCAGGAUGACGGCCUUGGGACCUUCCAGCUACAUUACCAGGCUUUCAUGCUGAGCUGCAGUUUCCCCCGGAGACCCGAUGCCGGUGAUGUCACGGUGAUGGAUCUGCACUCCGGUGGGGUGGCUCACUUCCACUGCCACCUGGGCUACGAGCUGCAGGGAGCCAAGACGCUGACCUGUAUCAAUGCCUCCAAACCCCACUGGAGCAGCCAGGAGCCUGUGUGCUCAGCCCCAUGUGGAGGAGCAGUGCACAAUGCCACCAUCGGCCGAGUCCUCUCCCCCAGUCACCCGGGAAACGCCAACGGCAGCCAGCUCUGCGUGUGGACCAUCGAGGCUCCGGAGGGUCAGAAGCUUCACUUGCAUCUUGAAAGGCUGCUGCUGCAUGAGAAAGACAGGAUGGUUGUCUACAGUGGACGGACAAACGCGUCGGCCCUUCUGUACGACUCGCUCCGAACGGAGAGCGUGCCCUUCGAGGGCCUGCUGAGCGAGGGUAGCAGUAUCCGCAUCGAGUUCACGUCUGACCAGGGCCAGGCAGCCUCUGCCUUCAACAUCCGCUUUGAGGCCUUUGAGAAAGGUCACUGCUAUGAACCCUACAUCCAAAACGGGAAUUUCACUACAUCGGACCCCACCUAUAACAUUGGCACCAUUGUGGAGUUCACCUGCGACCCCGGCCACUCUCUGGAACAGGGCCCAGCUGUCAUUGAGUGCGUCAAUGUGCGAGACCCUUACUGGAAUGACACGGAGCCUCUAUGCAGAGCGAUGUGUGGCGGGGAGCUCUCUGCUGUGGCUGGGGUGGUGCUGUCUCCAAACUGGCCAGAGCCCUAUGCUGAAGGCGAAGACUGUGUAUGGAAAAUCCACGUCGGGGAAGAGAAGCGGAUCUUCCUGGACAUUCAGUUCCUGAACCUGAGCAACAGCGACAUCCUGACCAUCUAUGACGGCGACGAGGUUGUGCCCCACGUCUUAGGUCAGUAUUUUGGCAACAGCAGCCCUCAGAAGCUGUACUCCUCCACACCAGACCUCACCAUCCAGUUCCACUCAGACCCCGCCGGACUCAUCUUUGGCAAGGGCCAGGGAUUUAUCAUGAACUAUAUAGAGGUGUCACGGAACGACUCCUGCUCGGACUUGCCUGAAAUUCAGAACGGCUGGAAAACCACUUCCCACACAGAGCUGGUCAGGGGAGCCCGGGUCACAUACCAGUGUGACCCCGGCUAUGACAUCGUGGGUAGCGACACCCUCACCUGCCAAUGGGACCUCAGCUGGAGCAGCGACCCCCCGUUUUGUGAGAAAAUUAUGUACUGUACUGAUCCCGGGGAGGUGGAGCACUCCACCCGCCUCAUCUCAGACCCUGUGCUGCUGGUGGGCACCACCAUCCAGUACACCUGUAGCCCUGGGUUUGUGCUUGAAGGGAGCUCGCUUCUCACCUGCUACAGCCGAGAGACGGGAACUCCCAUCUGGACAUCUCGCCUGCCCCACUGUGUCUCUGAGGAGUCCCUGGCGUGUGACAACCCAGGGCUGCCUGAGAACGGGUACCAGAUCCUGUACAAGCGGCUGUACCUGCCCGGAGAGUCCCUCACCUUCAUGUGCUACGAGGGCUUUGAGCUCAUGGGCGAAGUGACCAUCCGGUGCAUUCUGGGACAGCCAUCCCAUUGGAGCGGGCCGCUGCCCAUCUGUAAAGUUAACCAAGACAGUUUCGAACAUGCGUUGGAAGUAGCAGAAGCGGCAGCAGAGUCCUCACUGGAAGGCGGGAACAUGGCGCUGGCCAUCUUCAUUCCGAUCCUUCUCAUCUCCUUGCUACUGGGAGGAGCCUACAUCUACGUCACGAGGUGCCGACAAUACUCCAGCCUCCGCCUACCCCUCAUGUACUCCCACCCCUACAGCCAGAUCACCGUGGAGACUGAGUUUGACAACCCCAUCUAUGAGACCGGGGAAACAAGAGAGUAUGAAGUUUCCAUCUAACAAGAGCUGCCCUGGAAAGGGGCACUUCAGAGACAGACAUACAGACAUGAACUGUCAGGACCUCCUCGGACAUUCAUCAGAGACCCUGUGGCGUUGGGUUGCAGCCCAGCGUGACCGCCAUCUUUCCUCUACACUGUUUCUUCGCUGUACUUAACUAUAUUUAAAAUUGAAGGCUUUGACACCGGUAAGUUCGGCACAUGGAGGCUGCAGCCAAGGUCACCUGACGGCCUCCAUUCCUAAGGCAAACAGAGUGGCAAACGGCAGGUCAGGUUGGAUCAGCCGUGCCAGGCUGCGGCUGCCCAGUCCUGCAUAGUCUUCAGCAACACACCACAGCGUACUCGGUACAAACGGAAGCCCCUGGGUUGUUGGAGUGUGUCUUGCAAAGUUGCCUUGGAGUGGAAUUUAGCCUGAGUACUUUUAAGCCCAUAUUUCCAAAACAAAUUCUGAGUCCUCUUUUCCGAUUUAAAAUUCCUCUAAAACGCCCAUCUUCUCCUUCCUGUGGCCUUCUGAAGGCAGCAAAGAUUUUCCCAGAAUUCCUCAGGCCCAAGGAACGCCAAUAAGAUGAGCAGGCAGACCCUUUCUUAAAAGGUGAUUAGCCCAAAACUACUAAUAGUGCAGGGAUCUUGAGGAAGGGGACUUCAAAGAGGAUGGAUACCGGAUGAGUUCUGUACUGGAACUCACCACAGUUGGCGUGGUCAUCCUGAGACUAAGGUCAUAAACCCACAGGCAGUUUGGACUACAGAGUUACCAGGUCUGCCAGAGAGGGAAGAAUAUGUCCUGACUUGGGAGCCAGGAAUCUGCUUUGAUUUUCACCUGGCCUCCUAGACUAUCUUGGCCUUUGACAUAGCCAUGAGAGAUACUGCCUCCAGAUCUUGUUCCCACAAACUCCUUGGCCGGGGAGGUGCUGAGAAACAGUUUCCUCACUGGCCUCUCAGUUUCUGGGGGAGCAGGGCUGAGGGGGCGUGGCAUCAGUACCCAAGCAGAUUCCCUGUGGGCAGAGCAGGGUGGAAAUCGCAGGUUAACAAGGCACAAGGUCCAGCCUGAACGUCAGUAAAAACAAAAUGUUUCUGAACAGCAGACCGACCCUCCCAGCCUUCAGCUACUGCUCCGUUCACCUUUGUUAGAGGUUGUGACUCUCCAAAUGACUAUUUUCUAAGUACAGUCCUAAAGAAAUGUGUCAGGGUUAGGUGCGAGAAGAGACAGCAGGCGUGGGGGGAGCAAUCACUUGAGGACUAUGUCGUGACCACAGGGUGCUCAGUCUGAAGGAACCUUCCUGUGUCCUCCUGUGCUAUCUGGGGUCAUUGUGUUAAAUCCCUUGGUUUCAAAGAAGAGAGAAAGCUCUUUCUGGGUGUAGGGUUUUAGGGAGACUGCCUCUUCUCAGCCCUCAUUCUAGCAAGGAUGGACUCAUCUUCCUCCAGGAAAGCCCCCGUAUGCAUCUGCCUGACCACUGUGGCUGGGGGUGUUCUGGUCACCCAGCUAAUCCACCCACAGAGGAACCAGAGGAGAAAUCAUACAGGUUCUAGGGGGAAGGGGUCCCUUGGGGGAAGACCGACUAUGAAUAAUAUGGCCUUUCUCCCAGAGGCAGAGGCAGAAACUAUACAAGAUGCUUCCAACUCCAGCUCUGGGUCACCUGCAAAAUCUGUCUGUAGCGUUCGAUUUUAGUCCACUGUAUGCCCCUAAGUGAAACUAAGUGCUUGCCUUCUAUAAAGGCUGACUGUAUGUUGCCCUUCUAACUCUGCUCCCUAAAGCUGACCAGGUCAUUCCCAGGUCAUCUCUUGGCUAUUGAGAAGGGGGUAAAAAUGUUGAUUUUUAUUUUUUUUUUUACAGGAGGCCAAUGUCUCAGUUCUGACUUAGUGGUACAGUCGGUGUGGCCAUGUUUUAAAAUGUUGUUCUAGCCUAGAGGUGCAUCACGCGAGCUCACAAUGUACAAUGACUGAAUGAACAUGCUGGUGUCUAUUUUUUUUUAAAUACCUGACUGUGUAUUUGUAACAUGUAAAGGUUUGGUUAAAAAAAAAAUGAUGUUACCAGUGCCGAAUUACCAGAUGCCAGUCCCAAAGCAUUUCAUGACAGUCCGUCCCUGUCUGUUUUUACAAGAUGGAAAUUUGAACCCAUCGGAUUAAAUAUUUUUCGAACGGGAUACACUCGUGAGCCCUCCCACGAGCAGCUCCCUGUUCUGACGUCAGUGGGGAUACUUGUUUCGGAACAUGCGCAUCCUUCAUACUGAUUGGCGCAGGCCACGCUGUCAACAGGGACAGCUCCUCCCCCUUCUGCUCAGAGCUCAUCUCCCCCCUCUUAGCUUGCCUUUUGGUAGACUCACUUUGCCAGCCUAAGUAUUCUGACCUCUGCCCGGGGAGGGGGGUGGCAUCUUUCCAAGCGAUCACAGCCCGAGCCUUUGAAGCCAGCUUUUUGGAGACCUCACAAACCUCAGGGGACAACUCUGGAAAUCCACACACAGCCCUAGAGAAGGGGAAAGGGUAGAGCCUGAAUGGACACCAUGGGGACUCCGACGACCAAUGGGUAGCUUCAGGAACCGUAGGCAAAUCAACCUCUUCCUUUGGUGAUGACCUUCCUGUGUCUUUGAUGAGGCCCCCGGUGAGAUGGCACUCGGCACCCACAAAGACAGGCAUCUUCUGGGGCACUUGCUCUUUCAUUUAUCAUCAAAUAAAAUAAAAAAAAAAGGCAAACUUUCUAAGCUAGAAAAAUGAAAUCAUUUUCCACUUUGUAUAUAU